GCAACGCAAGCACUGGCGGGCGACCUGCUGAACAUAUAAUCUAUAGAAAUUCAAUGGCCAGUCAGAAGAUGGUACUAUUCGGUUACUUGAUGGUUGCAGCAGCACUGCUUAUUGGAGCAACUGCAGAUACACAUACAGUUGGAAACAGUCUCGGUUGGACUGUCCCUCCUGCUGGUUCUGUUGCAUACAAAACCUGGGCUGGCACCAGAGACUUUGCCGCUGGCGAUACCGUAGUUUUCCAGUGGAGUAACACUCACACCGUAGCCCAAGUGAACCAGAGUGGCUAUGACGCCUGCAGCGCAACAAAUGCAAUUGGUGAGAUUCACACAAGCAGCCCUUAUAACUUCACCAUUGCUUCAACCGAUCCUUACUACUUCAUCUGCUCCAUUGACAACCACUGCAAGUUGGGAAUGAAGGUCAAAAUCCAGGCUGGGGCUGCAUCCUCUCUAAACGCUAGCGCCUUUUUCACUAUUCUCGUGGCCCUGGCCACCUACUUCUCAAGUCUCGUGUGAAAUAAAAUCUGCGUGUGCUCAAAGAAGAUCUUGGGCUAGCCUGCUACCUUUGCCCUGCUGUUCUUUUUGUUGGCUUAAUUUGUUGCAUUAAGAGUUUCAUGAGAGACUUGAAUUGAUUGUAUUUUAUUAGCCCAAUGGAGUAAUUGCUUAAGCACG
Messenger RNA from Coffea eugenioides, 668 nucleotides. Its product is annotated as mavicyanin-like. The transcript is spliced from 2 exons. Bases 54 to 512 code for a protein of 152 amino acids. Gene Ontology annotation, molecular function: electron transfer activity. NCBI's taxonomy places the organism in Eukaryota, Viridiplantae, Streptophyta, Magnoliopsida, Gentianales, Rubiaceae. The record is from RefSeq and is a predicted model, not a curated record. Gene Ontology annotation, cellular component: plasma membrane.